AUGCAGAGACCACGCGACGCGGACCUGUUUGAAGACUUUUGCAAGGACAAACUGCCAGCCGAUGACAUCUACGUGCCGCCACAGCACCAGCCCAUCAAUCCAGAGGACGAGGAUGAUGUAGUACCUGACCAGCAUGCCGCGUUCGGUAUCCAAAAGGCCACACAGCGCACCAAGGAGCCUGCUUGGAAGGACCUCGGGCUUGGAGAGCUAAUGAGGAAGGGACCUCCCCCUAAGGGCAAAGCCACCGGCACAGGCUCUGGGAGCAAGUUGAACGGGAAACUACCCAGGUGA
This is a messenger RNA of Phaeoacremonium minimum UCRPA7, 291 nucleotides long. Its product is annotated as putative apc13 domain-containing protein. The transcript has a single exon. Gene Ontology annotation, cellular component: anaphase-promoting complex. The coding region runs from base 1 to 291 and encodes 96 amino acids. Gene Ontology annotation, biological process: positive regulation of mitotic metaphase/anaphase transition. The record is from RefSeq and is a predicted model, not a curated record. Lineage: Eukaryota; Fungi; Ascomycota; Sordariomycetes; Togniniales; Togniniaceae.